Molecule: messenger RNA, 801 nt
Organism: Scutellospora calospora
Lineage: Eukaryota; Fungi; Glomeromycota; Glomeromycetes; Diversisporales; Gigasporaceae
Source: the annotation of a GenBank genome assembly
AAUACAGCAGGAUUCUUUGUAUCUAAUGCAAGAUUUUCAACUAGAUCUAAAAAUCUUGCAAAUAAUUCAAAAGUAAAAAUAGUAUUAUGUGAUGAUAAUAAUUUAAUAGAUAAGAUCAAAGAAGUACAGAGAUUACAUUCAGAUUCUGAUUCUAAUACUAUUUGUAUUGAAAAUAUAACAACUAAUGAAAAUACAAAAACAGAAAUAUUUGGUAUAAAAUUUGAAGGAAGUAUUAGAAUAAGAAAACUCAUCAGAAAUAAAAUGUUUAAAAUAAAAACUACAGAGUAUCUUGAUGAACUUGAACCAUCUUUGAAAAAGUUGCGUGAUAUCAUAUCUGAUAAAAAAGAAUAUGUAUUUGUUAAAAGAAAUAUGUCUAAAGCAAAAAGAAUUAUAAUUGAUCAAGAUAUUGAUGAAACCCUUCAGAUAGUUGGAUAUGAAUUUCAACCAGAAUUCGAAAAGAGAAUUGAACAAGAAUCUUUCAAAUGUUUGAAGAGAAAAUAUCUAGAAAAUUUUUACAAGAUAGUUAAAAGACAAAAAGUUGAACCAAAAGUUAUCAUUUUAACAGGUGGAAUUAAAGUUGAAAAGACUACAUUUAGAGAAAAAUUUGCAAAAUAUUUAGAAGAUAAAGGAUUAAAAAAAGAAGUAGAAAAGAUAAAUCGAUUAACUGGUUAUGAUUAUGUGAUCUUUGAUCAUACACAUAUUGAUACUGAAGUAUUUACUCAUCAUAAUAUUAAAGAACAAGAUGUUUUAGAUUAUUUACAAGAGAGAAGGUUAGAAAUCGAUCUUAAAAAUAUUCAUAAG